Hibiscus syriacus is the source of this 992-nucleotide messenger RNA. Its product is annotated as transcription factor MYB60-like. Bases 32 to 898 code for a protein of 288 amino acids. The transcript is spliced from 3 exons. Gene Ontology annotation, biological process: response to auxin. Lineage: Eukaryota; Viridiplantae; Streptophyta; Magnoliopsida; Malvales; Malvaceae. The record is from RefSeq and is a predicted model, not a curated record.
AGACAGAGAGAAAAAGGAGGAAAGGGAAGCCAUGGGAAGACCACCAUGCUGUGAUAAAGUAGGUAUCAAGAAAGGUCCAUGGACUCCUGAAGAAGAUAUCAUCCUCGUCUCUUACGUUCAAGAACAUGGUCCUGGAAAUUGGAGAUCAGUCCCCACUAAUACUGGGUUAUUGAGAUGCAGCAAAAGUUGCAGGCUUAGAUGGUCUAAUUAUCUCAGACCGGGAAUCAAAAGAGGCAACUUCACUACUCAUGAAGAAGGGAUGAUUGUUCAUUUGCAGGCAUUACUGGGUAACAAAUGGGCAGCCAUAGCAUCAUAUUUACCGCAAAGAACAGACAAUGACAUAAAGAACCACUGGAACACUCACUUGAAGAAGAAGCUAAGGAAGUUUCAGUCAGCUUUGGAGUUUUCUUCCAUGGCAGCUACCGAUGAGAUCGUUUACGAAAUAUUCGACGACAGUACUCGAGCUGGUUCGAGUAAUGUUAAGCUAAACCAAAGCUCUUCUUCUUCAUAUGCUUCAAGCACCGAGAAUAUUUGUCGUCUUCUUCAAGGUUGGAUGAGAUCGACACCGAAGAUCAACGACAACAGUAUCGGGAGUACUUCUGCGAACUGUGAUUUGCUCUCUUGUGGAGAUGAUCAGUUGGAAUCGAUUCUAUCGUUCGAGAACACAAACAAUGUCGCAUUAGUGGAUAAAUCUACUUCAAAGACUACUUUUCAAGAUUCUGAAAAUGGUGAAAAGUUGAACCCAGAGAGGAAGCAAAAAGUUGGUCAUCAGAAAAAUCUCAAUAAUGAUAAUGAUAAUCCUCCAUUAUCAUUUCUGGAGAAGUGGCUUUUGGAUGAGAGCACUGCAGGUCAAGUAGAAGACAUGAAUCAGAUGAUGGAAUUGUCUUCAAUUUUCUAAAAUCUUUUUUUCUUAUUUAAUUACCCUAAUUUUAUUUCAAGUUUUAUCGAGAAUUCUGAACAAGUUAAAGGGAUCUCUUAGUAUUAACAAAAUG